Messenger RNA from Erinaceus europaeus (western European hedgehog), 909 nucleotides. RefSeq names its product chromosome 2 C5orf63 homolog (gene C2H5orf63). The coding region runs from base 345 to 686 and encodes 113 amino acids. The record is from RefSeq and is a predicted model, not a curated record. The transcript is spliced from 5 exons. Lineage: Eukaryota; Metazoa; Chordata; Mammalia; Eulipotyphla; Erinaceidae.
GCCGGAGAAGCUCGAUUUCGUGCAUUUUUGCAACCCAGUCACCCUUCAGCUCUCAUCUGAAAUCCUGGAGACCAGAAUCGCCUGGCUGCAGCAGGUUGGGGCGGAAGUGCUGGACGCGGGGAGGAGGCAGGGUCCCUGGAGAGGAAGUGCCUGGAGCCCCGGAAGUAGCUACUUAGGCAUCGGAGACCCAGGUGAUUGUGGGUGGUCGGUCACCUGCACUGGCACGAGAGAAUUAAUCAUGGUUCUGUGGGAAAUGGCAUAGCCUAAUAACCGGAGUCCUGCUUUGCUGAAGAAUUGCCUGGAACCUGAAAGGCCCUGUUGUCAAAAAUUAAGAUUGGAUUAAGAUGCUCUGGUUUCAACACAUGCAACUUGCUAGAUACUCCUUUGGACUCCUCUUGAGAAAUCUCUCUACCUCUAACACUGCUCUGCCUGUGCUGACCUUAUUCACAAAGGAUCCAUGCCCUCUUUGUGAUGAAGCCAAAGAAGCACUGGAGCCUUAUAAAAAUAGGUUUAUUUUACAGGAGGUAGACAUCACACUUCCAGAAAACUCCACUUGGUAUGAAAGGUAUAAAUUUGACAUCCCUGUCUUUCAUUUGAAUGGCCAGUUUCUGAUGAUGCAUCAUGUGAACAUCUCAAAACUUGAAAAACAGCUCCAGCAACUUGAGAAGCAAACUGCUAGAAGUUGACAGACAUCAGCAUGAUUUCCUAUCCUCUCUGUCCAGAAAGCAGCUCCCUGAAGAAAUGACCGUGGCCUCCUACUAUUUAGUCACUUCCAUACAGACCUACAGAUAAACUUAGUGGUAGCAAAUAAAUGCUGACAUUCCUUUUCUGAUUAAUGGAAGCACCAACUAAUGAGGGAACCAUUCACCUGUCAGCAUUUUAUUAAAUAAAGAGGAAAGUAUACUCAAA